Molecule: messenger RNA, 3716 nt
Organism: Cercocebus atys (sooty mangabey)
Lineage: Eukaryota; Metazoa; Chordata; Mammalia; Primates; Cercopithecidae
Gene: ZNF211
Product: zinc finger protein 211
Exons: 3
Coding region: 1569-3131 (520 amino acids)
Biological process (GO): negative regulation of transcription by RNA polymerase II
Cellular component (GO): nucleus
Molecular function (GO): RNA polymerase II cis-regulatory region sequence-specific DNA binding; DNA-binding transcription repressor activity, RNA polymerase II-specific
Source: RefSeq, a predicted model, not a curated record
GGACCUCCCCCGGCCGCGAUUCUUAAGUCCCAAGUGAGGGGCACCAGCUCACGUUUCUGUAGCACAGGGUCGGGGACACUGAGGCUCGUGGGUGGGGCCCCUGUUUCUGACAUCCGAUGUGGUGGGCAGGGGGACAAGGGACAGGACCGGCGCUUGCAGAGCUUGGAUGGACGACCGAGAAGGGGGCAUUCAGGAACCUGGGCUCCACAUUGUUACUGCAGGGAACAAAGUUUGAGAGAGAUCUACCUUUAUUCUUAGGGCCGUGGGAGCCAUAGAGAGCUUAAACGAGAGACACCAUCUGAGUUAGGAUUUGAAAAAUCCUCUGCAGGCUGUUCAGUGGAAGAAAAGACUUUAGAGAUGGAUGAGGACGUUGAGGCAGAGGGAGGUUGAAUAUUUUCCCAAGGCCACACAACUGGUGAGAGGCAGCACUAAGGACUGAGGCGCACAGGUUAGACGGUCGACCCAAAGUUACGUGGCUCUCGGCCGAGGCAAGGGUACAGGGAAGGUCUGUGCCCAUGGAGCACUCCCAUGAUCACAUUCCUCUGAGGCCUGCGUCUUUCCACAGGUUCCCAUAGCUACAGAGGUACUUUUCAAGCUUACACAGGUAAGUGGAGGUAUCUCAGCCCCUCACUGGUCUGGAAUGUCCCUCCUGCCUCCCCACACAGAUAUUUUCUUUAGAUUUGUGGUGUAAUGGGACUCACCUACCAUUCUCUCAGCUGUUGGUUUGGGAACCCUAGAGAAUCCCUGAGCUCAGGGUGCUGAGUCCAGGCCAGUGUUUCCAUUUGGAGCAGCCAAUGUAAAGGGGUGAAAGUUUAUGAUAGUACCAGCUUUUGGAACUCCUUGGAGGUGAGACUGAACUGGUUCAGGGAACUGCAGGUUUCCUUCAUUUCUGUGAAGUUUGGCAUCUAUUGUGAGGAAGUUGGAGUUUGGGAUAAGAGGAGGGAGAUUUCUCUAACCCAAGUGUGACAGGAUACAGAGUAGAAAACAGAAUGAAAACAGUGACCAAUGGGAAUGUGAAGAGACAGCAGGGAUCAAUGACACCAAGGUCUGGUGUCUCUUCUGACUUAGGGAGCUUGGGAGGAGAAUGUAUGAGGACAUGAAUUUUGAGUCUUCCAAAGUGAGACUGUUCAUGGUUUCAUCAAUCCCUAUUAUGCUAGGGAAGUGUGACCUUUGAAGAUGUGGCCGUGUACUUCUCCUGGGAGGAAUGGGAUCUCCUUGAUGAGGCUCAGAAACACCUGUACUUCGAUGUGAUGCUGGAGAACUUUGCACUUACAUCCUCCCUGGGUAAGGCCCUCAUACUCACCCUUGUGCCCUGUACCAGGCUCUGUGUUUCUCCUUUUCCUCAGGAGCAGCUCAUAUCUGGACCAUAGGCACUGCCUCCUUCCCCAGUUCCCUGGGUAGGUGUUGUGGACUGAGUGCAAGCCUACUUCCCUUAUCAUCCCUGCCUAAAAGCACCUUGGGUAAGGAUUUGGGAUCAAUCCUUACCCACAUCUUACAGACUUACAUCAUCCUGGUCUCAUGUAGUUGCUCAACUAGGACUAGGGGAAGUGUCCUCUGUUCUUCACAGGAUGUUCAUGACUCCAGCCUCAGCAAGAUGGGAUCAGAGAGGGCCUGGCCUACAUGAAUGGCACUUGGGAAAAGGCAUGUCAUCAGGUUGUUGGCAUGGAGUGGAGCAUGAGGAAACACCUUCUGAACAGAGAAUUUCUGUCGAAGGAGUGCCACAGUUCAGGACUUCCAAAGAAGGUUCAUCUUCCCAGAAUGCCUACUCCUGUGAAAUAUGUGGCCUGGUCUUGAGAGAUAUUUUGCACUUGGCUGAACACCAAGGAACAAACUGUGGGCAGAAACUACACACAUAUGGAAAACAAUUCUACAUCAAUGCAAAUCUUCAACAGCACCAGAGGCAGCACAUUAAAGAGGCACCUUUCACAAGUUACGUGGACACAACCUCAUUUACAAAGAGCUGCACAGUCCACGUGUCGGAGAAGCCCUUCACCUGUAGGGAGAUCAGGAAAGACUUCCUGGCCAACAUGAGGUUUCUCCAUCAAGAGGCCACUCAAACAGGGGAGAAGCUAAAUAACAGUAACAAGUGUGUGGUGGCCUUUUACAGUGGAAAAAGUCAUCGCAACUGGGGAAAAUACAGUAAAGCCUUUAGCCACACAGACACACUUGUUCAGGACCAGAGAAUCCUCACUAGAGAAGGGCUUUUUGAGUGCAGCAAAUGUGGGAAAGCAUGUACGCGAAGAUGUAACCUCAUUCAGCACCAGAAGGUCCACAGUGAAGAAAGGCCUUAUGAAUGCAACGAAUGUGGAAAAUUCUUUACCUACUACUCCAGUUUCAUUAUACACCAAAGAGUUCAUACUGGAGAAAGGCCUUAUGUGUGCCCUGAAUGUGGGAAAUCCUUUAGUCAGAUCUACAGCCUCAAUAGCCAUAGGAAAGUUCACACUGGAGAAAGGCCUUAUGAAUGCAGCGAAUGUGGGAAAUCUUUUAGCCAAAGGUCCAACCUCAUGCAGCAUCGCAGAGUUCACACUGGAGAAAGACCUUAUGAAUGCAGUGAAUGUGGGAAAUCUUUUAGCCAAAACUUCAGCCUCAUUUACCACCAGAGGGUUCACACUGGAGAAAGACCUCAUGAGUGCAAUGAAUGUGGAAAAUCCUUUAGCCGAAGCUCCAGCCUCAUUCACCACCGGAGACUUCACACUGGAGAAAGACCCUAUGAGUGCAGUAAAUGUGGGAAAUCGUUUAAGCAAAGCUCCAGCUUCAGUUCACAUCGGAAAGUCCACACAGGGGAAAGGCCUUAUGUGUGUGGGGAAUGUGGGAAAUCCUUUAGCCAUAGCUCCAACCUUAAGAACCACCAGAGAGUUCACACUGGAGAAAGGCCUGUUGAGUGCAGUGAAUGUAGCAAAUCCUUUAGCUGUAAAUCUAACCUCAUUAAACACCUGAGAGUUCACACUGGAGAAAGGCCUUAUGAGUGCAGUGAAUGUGGGAAAUCCUUUAGCCAAAGUUCUAGCCUCAUUCAACACCGGAGAGUUCACACUGGAAAAAGGCCUUAUCAGUGCAGCGAAUGUGGGAAAUCCUUUGGCUGCAAAUCUGUCCUCAUUCAACACCAGAGAGUUCACAUUGGAGAAAAGCCUUAACUGUACUGAGAAUAUGCAAGUUCCUUUUAGUGUAAUUAUACUGAAGGAGUACACCUGUGAGAGAGACAAGUACCUGAACUGGAAGCCCCAACAUCUAAGGAUAUACAGUGGGCAGAUUCCCCUUAAGUUCCAGGUAUGUGUUGCACUUUCUAACCUGCCAUUUAGAAAGUGUUAGACUUUCUUACCUGCCAUAUAUGGCUCUUGCCAUUUAUGUCACUGACAGUUUCUGAGGCAGAAGCCGUAUCACAUCUACCACCUGUGAGGUCCACAUAAUGUGCAUCAUUUACCUCCUGAACCUGCUGAAGGAAGCAGACCUCUGUUUCUCCCCGUUUGCUAGAAGAAAUCAUGAAUAGUCUGAGUCUUCCUCUCUGAUAAGUUAGGGCAUGGACUUGACCCAGCUUUGUGCCAGAGAACCCAAUAUGAGUGUUGUUGGCAGCUUGCCAAGAAGGACUCUUCUUUCAAGACAUGUUGGUUUCAUGUGACACCUCCAUGGAUUUUUUCCAGCCUCUAAGUCACCAACUUUGGAACUGCCUGCCUCACAUUGCUUUGUUUUUUACAAUAAUAAAGGUAUUAUUAUUUAAGCUA